Molecule: messenger RNA, 1876 nt
Organism: Lepus europaeus (European hare)
Lineage: Eukaryota; Metazoa; Chordata; Mammalia; Lagomorpha; Leporidae
Gene: ATF3
Product: activating transcription factor 3
Exons: 4
Coding region: 134-679 (181 amino acids)
Biological process (GO): regulation of transcription by RNA polymerase II
Cellular component (GO): nucleus
Molecular function (GO): DNA-binding transcription factor activity, RNA polymerase II-specific; RNA polymerase II cis-regulatory region sequence-specific DNA binding
Source: RefSeq, a predicted model, not a curated record
AAGGCGCGCACCACACAGCGCGCAGCCCGCGCCUCCAGCCCGUGCGUUGUCCGUGAGUCCGCGGCGAUCGCCCGCCGGCCCAACCCUGCCCGCCCUGCGGACCCCGGCCGCCCCGAGCGGAGCCUGGAGCAAAAUGAUGCUUCAACACCCAGGCCAGGUCUCUGCCUCGGAAGUCAGUGCCUCAGCCAUCGUCCCCUGUCUGUCCCCUCCUGGGUCGCUGGUGUUUGAGGAUUUUGCCAACCUGACACCGUUUGUCAAGGAAGAGCUGAGGUUUGCUAUCCAGAACAAGCACCUGUGCCACCGGAUGUCGUCUGCACUGGAGUCAGUCACGGUCAGUGACAGGCCCCUGGAGAUGUCUGUCACAAAAGUUGAGAUAGCCCCUGAAGAAGAUGAAAGGAAGAAGAGGCGACGGGAAAGAAAUAAGAUUGCAGCUGCCAAGUGUCGAAACAAGAAGAAGGAGAAGACGGAGUGCCUCCAGAAAGAGUCAGAGAAGCUGGAGAGUGUGAAUGCUGAACUGAAGGCCCAGAUUGAGGAGCUCAAGAACGAGAAGCAGCACUUGAUAUACAUGCUCAACCUCCAUCGGCCCACAUGUAUCGUCCGGGCUCAGAACGGGAGGACUCCAGAAGAUGAGAGAAACCUCUUUAUCCAACAGAUAAAGGAAGGAACAUUGCAGAGCUAAGCAGCCACGGCAUGGGGCAACUGGGGAGUCCUCAUCGAAUCCUCCUUUUUCACCCAAACCCUGAUGCCAUUGGAGCGCUGACUUCCUGUGCACCUGUAGAAUCCCAGCGGCAGAGAACCAUCCUGGUGGGAGAGCCCUUGGAGGCCCACGGGGCCCUCCCACUGUGCCCUAGAGUGGACUUUGGACCAGGGCAAGCACAUUUUGCUUCACCUCCAGGAUUUAGGCCUUCACACACUGGCCAUCCUUAGAUGUUCCAGGUGGUCUCUGGUUAGGGUCUUGCCCGCCUUUCGUCUGGAUUUUAUGAAAACCAGGACGCCCACCCUUAGGAUCCACGCAGAAGUGUCUGUACCUUGGGUGGGUGAGAUGAGGCCAUCUCCGCAGCGGUGGCCGCUGUCCCUCAUAGGAAACGUGGAGUGAGAAUGGCAUUUAGCAAACUUGUGCGAUGGCCAGGGCUGUGCUUCCUAGCAAGCGUGCUGUUCUGUCCAGGACUUAACUGUGUGCGAGGCAUUCAUUUCAGAAGUAAGCUUUGUGCUCUUUUCAUGUUUCGCACAACACCCGUGUGACUUCUACGUGGUUCUCCUCAGGCCUUUCGCCCCUGGCAGUGUCUCACAAGAGCUGUGGGUCCCAGGAGGACACAGUCCUCCUAUUGGCCAGCCGGGUGGCUUUGUGCUGACAGAGGAGACCUCUCUUCCUUUGGUACCCAGGCAAGAACACAAACUCCACGGGGGCGGCAGGGCCUCUGUUGCAAACCCAGUUCAGUGUCACAGGAGGAAAGCCAACAGUCCAGCUUCCACGAGGUUGGGCUUCUCCACUCAGUGACUUGGGUCAAGAGUUAGUGCUAGGCCAGAAGAGCCCACGAAUAUUCCAUUUUCCUUUCCUUGUGGUUGAAAAACCACAGUGAGUGGAGGAGUGUUUGAAGCCAGGUGAUGUCUAGGCUUUAGCAUUAUUAGAUGUUAAUGGCAUUGUUUUUGUCAUGUGGCUGUUUCCAGAAAUCCAACUAGAGCAUUUGCCUCUGAGAAGUCACACUGGCCACGCAGACUCUGGCUGCUGUUAAAUUUCUGAUGUUUCCGUGAAAUCCUCAGAGUGCUUAAUCCUACUCAGCAGUACCGUUACAGUUUUCUGUAAGAGAAACUAUUACUUAUUUAUCUUAGUAUUCUUAAUCUGUCAAUAUAAUAAAAAUUGGAGCCAAGACGUAAA